Malus domestica (apple) is the source of this 1439-nucleotide messenger RNA. The record is from RefSeq and is a predicted model, not a curated record. Lineage: Eukaryota; Viridiplantae; Streptophyta; Magnoliopsida; Rosales; Rosaceae.
UUGCAUCUUCCUUUCUUUCCUUCUAUUUUUUUCAUAUUUCGCCGGCCACCCAACAAAGCCAACGACUUCAUCACUCCUCCUACAGCUGUCUCUCUCUCUCUCGCUCUCUCUCUCUCUCUCUCUCUCUCCCUCCCUCCUUCACCAUCUCCCAACUUUACUCUCUCUCCCCCUCUCUCUGUCCGGCCAUCUGAUUUUGUACAAGAUGAACGACCUGCUUACGGAUUCAUUUGUUGGUGAAGCAAAAGCUCAGACUUCUGGAACAGAUGAUAUUGAAAUGGGAAGGCCAGUUCCACAUAGCUAUUCCGAUGCAGGGAUGGACACUUUCAAUAAGCAGAUACAAGAGAUUGAGAAACAGGUGGAUAUGCUCUCCGGGCUUCUUAAAAAACUUAAGGAUGCAAACGAGGAGUCGAAGUCUGUUACAAAAGCAUCUGCCAUGAAAGCAAUCAAAAAGCGGAUGGAAAAAGAUAUUGAUGAAGUAGGAAAGAUUGCACGUGGUAUCAAAGCGAAACUAGAAGCAAUUAGCAAAGAUAACUUAGCCAACCGACAAAAACCUGGAUGUGAGAAGGGAACAGGUGUUGACAGAUCGCGGAUGAACAUGACAAAUUCAUUGACAAAAAAGUUUAGGGAGAUAAUGAUCGAGUUUCAGACCCUCAGACAACGAAUCCAAGAUGAAUAUCGUGAGGUUGUGGAGAGAAGAGUCAUUACAGUUACGGGAACCAGACCAGAUGAAGAGACAAUUGACAACCUGAUAGAAACUGGAAAUAGUGAGCAAAUAUUCCAAAAGGCAGUUCAAGAACAGGGACGAGGACAGGUACUAAAUACGUUGGAAGAAAUUCAAGAGAGGCAUGACACCGUUAAGGAAAUUGAGAAAAAGCUACUUGACUUGCAUCAGAUCUACCUCGAUAUGGCAGUCUUGGUCGAUGCUCAAGGAGAGAUUUUAGACAAUAUCGAAUCUCAGGUUACGAAUGCAGUCGAUCAUGUUCAAUCUGGGAACACUGCGCUUCAAAAAGCAAAGAAACUCCAGAAGAACUCCCGAAAAUGGAUGUGCAUAGCAAUCAUUAUUCUAUUAAUAAUAGUAGCUAUAAUAGUCGUUAGCGUCCUCAAACCAUGGAAAAGUGGCUAAGGGUGCUUGAGUUUGCCCUUGUCUCUUCACCGUGUAAUAUAGACGGGUUGGUUGGGAGGUUAUUUUUUGGUUUCACAUCUGUGAGGACCGAGGAGAGUGUCUUUACUUCUUUGGUUGCGAUUUUUCGGUGUCCUUUCUUCUUCUUCCUUGGCUAUAAAUGUUUUAUCUUUGUGUGUGUAUUCUUGUGAAGCUUUGGUUUAUUGAUGGUGGUGUGUCUGCAUUUCAGACUGCGAAUUGAAAACGAUUGUAAACUUGUCCUGCGGCAAAGCAUUAUAAUUUCUCUUGAUUUUAUUGACAAUUUGACGCUUUAAAAAGA